Messenger RNA from Oryzias latipes (Japanese medaka), 2794 nucleotides. RefSeq names its product regulator of G-protein signaling 5. NCBI's taxonomy places the organism in Eukaryota, Metazoa, Chordata, Actinopteri, Beloniformes, Adrianichthyidae. The record is from RefSeq and is a predicted model, not a curated record.
GAAGCCGAAGUCAGAAAGCAGAAGAAACUCACAGAGACUCACAGCUGGCAAGCAGGAAAACUGAAAUCACUCUUGAACAUCGCAACUUGAACGCUUUGGAAAAAUGUGUAAAGGAUUAGCUGCAUUACCUCAGACCUGCCUGGAAAGGGCUAAAGAGAUCAAGACAAAAUUGGGAGUUUUUCUGAACAAGCCUGAAAAUGCCAUCGACCUCAUCAUCCCUUACCCUGAGAAGACUGAGAAGAAGCCGGAGAAGCUUCAGAAGCCUACCCAUGAAGAGGCUGCUCAGUGGCGUGAGAGUCUGGACCGGGUUCUGAAUAACAACUAUGGUCUGACUGCUUUCCGCAGCUUCCUGCAGUCUGAGUUCAGUGAUGAGAACAUUGAGUUCUGGAUGGCCUGUGAGGACUUCAAGAAGACCAAAAACCCAGUGAAAAUGGCAGCCAAGGCCAAGAAGAUCUAUGAGGACUUCAUCCAGUCUGAAGGACCCAGAGAGGUGAACAUCGAUCACUUCACCAAGGAUGUGACCCUGAGAAAUCUGGUGGAUCUCUCCCCGUCCACUUUUGAGUUGGCUCAGAAGAGGAUUUUCGCCCUGAUGGAAAAAGACUCCUUCGCUCGCUUCCUCCGGUCUGAGCAGUACCAGGAGCUCCUGGUCAACUAAGCCAAACAAGAGUUUGAGGAGCUGGGGUGGGGAGGUGGGGUUGUUUCAAACAAGCAGUUUUUAGUUUUCGUCAAAAAGGAAUUACAGCUUUAAACCCCUUCAAUAAACUUUAAAUGGUAUUCAACACUUUGAGGACUUUUUUUUUUCUUUUUGGUCAAGACAGCCGGUUUCAAUUUCAAACGAAAUCAGUUAAAAUGUACAACUGCAAUUUGAAAUGGCCCAGACUCCCCACCUGACCUCCUAAAGUGCCAGCAAAAUUAGGUCCACUGAGAAAAUCAAAUGUCAAAUUUUGAAUGUCUAAACCACUUUGAAAUGUAUUCGACCAUAAAUUGGCCUGAAGAGAAAGAAAGUUGCAAAUGUAACAAGUGUGUUUCUAUUAUCUGCUUUGAAUAGAAAACUUGGCCAAAAGAAUUAUUUUUGCAACUUGUAUCAAAUGAUGCUUUCACUUUUUAAGGAAAAUCCAAAAUGUCAUAGUUCCUGCUUUAUUGGUCUGCCAGCAAGCUAAAGAAAGGAAACAAAGCAGGAGGAUUUUGUCAUCAUCUUGUUCUGUAAAAAAGAUAAACCGUCACACACCUUAUGAGUGUGGCAGUCAGUUUUGCUCACAUGCUUGGAUUAGCUCCAAUUCAAGGCUGCCUCCGCACCAUAAAUCCUCCCCUAAGCACACUAAAGCCAUUCAAUUUGAUCACAUUUAUAUAAAUCACAGAGUUAAUGCAUGUCUGAACACGGACAUCCAGAAUUUGAGAUAGGUGGGGGUUUCUCACAAUAAAACAUUUAAGACUUUUGGGAUAAAUCUGAUCUGUUGGUUCAUCUUAAAUGUGUAGAAUCUUCCUUAAACAAAGCACAGUCAAUGGUUGAGUUGUUUUCCCCAUUGAAGACUUGCUGGGGGUUUUUAUACAAGAAAACACACAUGUUUCAUAGUGCCUGCACCACACGAGCUUGUUUACUUUGACUGCACAGAUUGAUGUCAGGAGUUCUGAAGUUCUUAGGAACCACAUAUUUUCAGCACAUUUUCUCUACUGCACAAAAAUAGACUCAUGGUGCAACACUGCAUGUCUAACGAUCAUCACGUAACCGUUCGUACCGAUCCCUCACAAUCGCACAAAAGCAACAUUUGGACUUGGAUCAAAGCCCACCUUUUGGGUUGUGAACCUUCCUGUGGGAGCCAUCCCUUAAGGAGACUGCUGACUAGUUGGCUCAGCAGUGCAGCUCCUUGGCUGUCACUGCACUGCAAGUUGUUAAGAUGGGAAAACCAAGUUGGAGGGAAUCUCAGAAGAAGUUGUAAACAGAGCUGCAGCUUUAUACGAAAGACCUUUUUAUUUUUCCCAUGUGACAAUAACAAAGAUGUAUAUGUGUUCAGAUGAAAAUAUGGGAAGAAAGAACUUGAAUGGCUCAGGCACUUGGCAUCCCCCAUCAGAGUAGCACCGGUAAUAUAAUUACUAAUCAUCCAUCAGAUCAUUUUAUUACAUAACAUCAUAGUAAAAAAAAAACUGUUUUCUGUGUUAAAAUUCACUUUAAACAACACUUGAUUCUUUCAUAGAUUUUGGUUAAUGUCUUCAACCAGAUAAGGCUAUUUAACCCUUUAUAAUGUCACCAAUAACUAUUAACCAGCAUCAUGCUUUUCAGAAGACUACUUUAAGUUGGUAUGCAAUGUUAAAAUGUCACAAUAGUUGUACUUAGAAUGUACCAAUCAUUAUUAAAUGUGAUUUUAUUUACUCUUUUACUCAUAUUUUAACCAACAUUAUUGACAUAUUCAGCAGUUUAAGUCCUUAUUGUUCUCCAAUUCAUUUGACAUACUCUCAGGAGAAAACAAGGUAAAGAUCUUCUUGUGACACAGAUUGACCACUCUGGUGUCACAACCUAGACUUUAAAAACUGAAAAAUAAAUCAUCCUAUUUGAAAGAUAACAUUGUCAAUAAAGGCUUUAACAGCACUGGAUAUGCAUUAUGAAUGUAGCCUUGCAUGUACGUCUUGAAGUGGAUGACAUAAAAAUAUAUAUAUGCAUACAAUUCCUGAAGAUGUAUUUAUUUAUACAUAUGUGUAAAUACCUUAUAAGUUAUUAUAAAUACCACAAUGGAAGCCAUGACGUUAGCGUGGCACCGACUCAGGUUUUUUCGCUGUUCAUAAAGGACCACACACCAGA